This is a messenger RNA of Seriola dumerili (greater amberjack), 825 nucleotides long. It is a transcript of the gene fhit, whose product is annotated as fragile histidine triad. Bases 202 to 660 code for a protein of 152 amino acids. The transcript has a single exon. Gene Ontology annotation, biological process: intrinsic apoptotic signaling pathway by p53 class mediator; diadenosine triphosphate catabolic process; negative regulation of proteasomal ubiquitin-dependent protein catabolic process. The record is from RefSeq and is a predicted model, not a curated record. Gene Ontology annotation, cellular component: nucleus; cytoplasm; plasma membrane. NCBI's taxonomy places the organism in Eukaryota, Metazoa, Chordata, Actinopteri, Carangiformes, Carangidae. Gene Ontology annotation, molecular function: ubiquitin protein ligase binding; bis(5'-adenosyl)-triphosphatase activity.
CAUCCGGUUUGCCAUUCGACCGGCACCAUGAACGGCACUCUUGCGCUCCCAACGGUGAAGAUGACAGGUGUAUGUUUGGUCGGAGUUUACUGCAAGACAUCGCAAACAGAGGCUUCAAGCUAGUAAUAGCUGCUGGAAGACGUCGCUGUUGGUCACUCACAGAUUAGCAAGCUCCUGACAUUACCAGUGAGUCAGUGGGACAUGUCGACCCUGCGCUUUGGACAGCAUCUCAUCAAGGCCUCGGCUGUGUUCCUGCAGACUGAGCUGUCAUUUGCUCUGGUCAACAGGAAGCCUGUGGUGCCUGGACAUGUGUUGGUGUGCCCUCUGAGACCAGUGGAGCGUUUUCGAGAUCUUCAGCCGGAUGAGGUGGCAGAUUUAUUCAGCGCCACUCAAACAGUCGCCAACCUGGUGGAGAGGCACUUCAACGCCACUUCGCUCACCAUUGCCAUCCAGGACGGUCCUGAAGCCGGACAAACCGUGAGGCAUGUCCACGUCCAUGUGCUGCCCAGGAAGAAGGGGGACUUUGAGCAGAAUGACAGCGUCUACGAAGAGCUGCAGAAGCAUGAUCGAGAAACUGAGGACAUUCCCUCCAAGUGGAGAUCCGAGGAGGAGAUGGCAGCAGAGGCUUCAGAUCUGAGGAAUCGGCUCCAAAAUCUCUAAAUGGAAAAUGGUCAAUACAUGCCAGGGUCAGCAGUGACUGGAAGAUGAUGUGAACACCUGAUAUUUAUGUGGAACAAUAUUAAUAUUCACUCACAUCUUGACUGUUUUGUAUUGGUGCAUGGCUUUUAUGUAUCUCUUUUCCAAAAUAAAAUGUAAGUAAGUUUU